AACUUGGAUUUGGAUGACAGGGUUGUGGAGAAGAGCAAGCUCCUUUGUAACUGCAUAAGACGGCUUCUUUGGAUCAUCGUGGGCCUGAAGAGAUUACUGGAACAGUGUGAACCAACAAGACGAGACAGUGGAGUUUGACUUGGCUCCUGCUCCUGUAGAGGCACCAUGGCGGACUAUGUGUACAACACGACCAACUCCACUACCCCCACCUACCCCCUCAACCACACGGGGGCGCUCAACGCCACGCACGCCCCCUUCAGCCCGUUCGAAGGCUGCGAGCUCAUGGCCGAGGGCAUCCUGUUCGACCUGAUCGUGCAGUGCGUCAACGUGGUCAUGGGCAUCCCCGCCAACAUACUGGUGAUCACCGUCCUCCUGCGCAACCGCAAGGAGCCCUCCACCUCCGACCUGUUCCUGGGCUGCCUGGCCUUCCUGGACAUCUACUACGGCGCCAUGGUGCCCAUCAACAUCCUCAACCUGUACCACUGGGAGAGCUACAAGGUGUGGCUGUCCGUCAAGUUCUCCUACGGCGUCAAGGACACCAGCGGGCCCCUGUUCCUGUCCUGCAUCUGCUUGGACCGCUUCGUGGCCGUGCUGUUCCCCAUCGCCUUCGGCACCCUCCGGGCCCCCCGCUACCGCAUCAGCCUCUCCAUGCUGGUGCUGGGCCUCACCUUGGCCUACGCCUCGGCCAAGACGGUGGGCGGCCUGCCCGACUUUGAGAAGGUGUUCACGGGGGAGAUCCUGGCUGUGUUCGUGUGGAUGAUCGUGUGCAACGCCGCCAUCCUGCUGGCGCUGAAGAGGUCCCGCGGCGCGGGCAAGGACGCGAUGCACCCCAUGAAGAAGAAGGCCUUCAAGAUGGUGCUGGCCAUCCUGGUGCUCACCGUGUGCAACUACCUGCCGCCCGUGGCCCUGUUCCCCUUCGAGGACGCCUACGCGCCCGACGUGUUCCGCUGCUACGUGCAGCCCGUGGGGUUCGCAUUCCUCAACAUCAGCAGCAGCACCCAGCCACUCAUCUUCCUGUCCCGGCUGGAGAGGUCGUCCUUCCUGCCCGAGUGCUGUGUGAAGUGGUGUUUCCCCGUACCGGCGAAGCAGGAGGAAGGGAAGUCCCCAGCAACAGUCAGUACAGGCGUCUGAAGCCUCGCCUGCCUGAAUGUGAAGAGGGUGUGUAGGUGGUUUGCCUAAAAGAUGAGCUACACUCAUCUUUGCCCCAACAACACUAGAUAGCUAGUUCAGGAUGGAAUAUGCAGAGUGAAUGUGUUUGAUUUUGUUUGGCCAUUAUUAUCAUUUGUGUUUGUGUCUUUGUAUACAGCUCUUUGAUUGUAAAGUAUAUGUGGUCUAUAUUUAAUUCAUUUGAAUGUAUAUUGUAUUGUAAAUAUUUUCAAAGAACUGUCUAUUGAGCAAUAAUAGAAAACAAUCAUGUUUCAUAACCUUUUUGAACCACUGUUGGCUGUACAGUUCUGUAUGACUGCAGCGCCAUCGUGUGUUCAAUAAUAAAAUUACACAGACUCGA
Messenger RNA from Gadus morhua (Atlantic cod), 1507 nucleotides. Its product is annotated as psychosine receptor. The record is from RefSeq and is a predicted model, not a curated record. Gene Ontology annotation, cellular component: plasma membrane. The coding region runs from base 166 to 1131 and encodes 321 amino acids. Gene Ontology annotation, molecular function: G protein-coupled receptor activity. Lineage: Eukaryota; Metazoa; Chordata; Actinopteri; Gadiformes; Gadidae. The transcript has 3 exons. Gene Ontology annotation, biological process: positive regulation of Rho protein signal transduction; phospholipase C-activating G protein-coupled receptor signaling pathway.